AUGGCAACAACAUUACAACAUUUAUCUACAGAUGAAAAAUCAAUAUUAGAUAAAAUUAAUCAAUUAGCUCAUCAAGUUGAUCCACUAUCAAUUAAAAUUCAACAUUUUGACACAACAAAUUUAUAUGAUGAACUUUUACGAUGGAAAACUGAAACUUAUCAUAUUAUUGAUCAAGUUUAUGAACAAAAACGAAUUCAUCUUCAAACAAUCAUAGAAGAACAUAAAUCAAAACAAGAGAAAAUAAUAUCUGAUACAAAAGAUGUACUUCUUCAAUUACAAGUGAAAGGUCAUGCAACUCGUGAAGAACUUGAACAACUAGAACAAACAUUGCACAAUCUUCAGAAGACUAUUGAUAAAUUCAUUAUCAUUAAAACAAGGCCUAUUGAUACCAAUGAUAGCGUUAUAAUAGAAUUAAAUGAUGAUUCUAAAUCACCUAAUUUAACUCAAUCACGACCAACACAGGAAUUUACCUUCAGUCAUUUGAAUGAAGAGAGCUUCAAGAGCGAUGGACUACGAUCGUAUGCAAAAUAUCGCAAUCUUGGGAUCGCAAAAGCAACUAAUGGCAUGGUUAUGGCCCAUGUUAUGCGCUUUAUUCCACCGUUUCGUCCUGAGGUGUUUGUCUUUAUGAUUAAAUAA
This is a messenger RNA of Rotaria sp. Silwood1, 636 nucleotides long. The record is from the annotation of a GenBank genome assembly. NCBI's taxonomy places the organism in Eukaryota, Metazoa, Rotifera, Eurotatoria, Philodinida, Philodinidae.